AUGGAUGACAUGUCAUGGGACUACAUCCUGAAAUUCGUUAUUGUCGGCGACGCUGCCGUCGGCAAGUCGUGCUUGCUGAUCCGGCUCACGGACGACCGGUUCGCUGCCAGCGAGCCGACGCUCGGCGUCGAGUUUGGGUCACGGUUGGUCUCGACGACAGUCGGCGGCCAGGCCAAGAGGGUCAAGGUGCAGUGCUGGGACACGGCGGGCACAGAAUCCUUCCGCAGCAUAACGAGGAGUUACUUCCGCGGGGCAGCAGGUGCGCUGUUGGUGUACGACGUGACCCGGCGAGAGACAUUCGAGCACGCGACGUCGUGGCUGGACGACUUGCGCACGCACGCCGACGAUAACGUGUCCGUCAUCCUCGUCGCGAACAAGACUGACCUGUGUGCGACAGAACCGACUGUCGUGCCACAAAUACAGUUCGGCGAGGCGGUGUACGUGAUGCCCGAGGGAGCACCGAAGCAGGCAGAGGGAGCACCGAAGCAGUCAGAGGGAGCACCGAAGCAGUCAGAGACAGAUGCUCAAGCCGAGUCUGUGGCCACACCACCGCCUGCCGUCACCGCCGCCCCAGAACGCAUACUCCUCCCCCGCGCCAUCUCGACGCUCGAGGGUGCGCUCUUCGCUAAGCAGCACAACUUACUGUACGUCGAGACGUCAGCGAAGGAGGGGUGGGGCGUUGUCGAUGCGUUUGAGCAAACGGCACGGCAGAUCCUCGAGCGCGUCGAGCGCGGUGAGUUUGAGCGUCGCAAGCCAGCAGGUGUGAACCUCGCGGAUUCCAAGACCAAGGGCGGGUGCUGCUAG
This is a messenger RNA of Cutaneotrichosporon cavernicola, 804 nucleotides long. RefSeq lists its product as uncharacterized. The transcript is spliced from 7 exons. Gene Ontology annotation, biological process: vesicle-mediated transport. Gene Ontology annotation, molecular function: GTP binding; GTPase activity. Gene Ontology annotation, cellular component: Golgi apparatus. The record is from RefSeq and is a predicted model, not a curated record. The coding region runs from base 1 to 804 and encodes 267 amino acids. Lineage: Eukaryota; Fungi; Basidiomycota; Tremellomycetes; Trichosporonales; Trichosporonaceae.